Molecule: messenger RNA, 1438 nt
Organism: Rhizophagus irregularis DAOM 181602=DAOM 197198
Lineage: Eukaryota; Fungi; Glomeromycota; Glomeromycetes; Glomerales; Glomeraceae
Biological process (GO): inositol phosphoceramide metabolic process; sphingolipid biosynthetic process
Cellular component (GO): inositol phosphoceramide synthase complex
Molecular function (GO): inositol phosphoceramide synthase activity
Source: RefSeq, a predicted model, not a curated record
UUAACUGACUAUAAAUUAUAAAAACUUUUCUUAAAAUAAGAUAAUGCAUUAUAUAUAACAGAUAAUAAAUAAUAAUUCACAUAAAAAAACAAACCAAAUAAUAAUAGAAAAAUAAAUAAAAGGAACAAUUAAUUUAUUAUUAUGCCAGUUUUCUUUAUCGAAGCAAGUUUCCUUAAGAACUUACAAUGGAAAUCUUUUUGGUUACGUUUUACAAAACGAUUUAUUCCACCAAGAUUACAUUAUUAUUCAUGGACAAUUUAUGACAUUCAAUACGUAUUUUUAUUAAUUUUAGGGGUAUUUCUUUUUUAUAUAAUUGGAACUCCAGGAAUUUUCUUGAAGCUUUUAAUAGUUUGUAUUUUUGCAAUUGGACUUUAUUUUCCAGUUCCCCGAAAAUUUUUUUUGCCUUUUCUUCCUAUAGCAAGUUGGUUAGUAUUAUUUUAUUCAUGUAGAUUUAUUCCGGGAGCAAAUAGACCUCAUAUUUAUGUUUCGGUUUUGCCAGCAUUAGAAAAUAUUUUAUAUGGAGAUAAUUUAUCAGUUAUUAUAGCUAAACAUACUAACACUGUUAAAGAUUUACUAGCAUGGUUACCUUAUGGAGUAAUACAUUUUACAUUACCGUUCUUAACAAGUGCAGGAUUAUGGUGGUAUGGACCACCAGGUAUUUUACCAGUAUUUUCAAAAUCGUUUGGAUAUAUGAAUCUUGCAGGAGUUUUAACACAAUUAGUUUUUCCAUGUUCUCCUCCAUGGUAUGAAUAUACGUAUGGAAUGAACACACCAGCAGAAUAUACAAUGCCUGGUCAUCCAGGCGGAUUGGCUCGUAUAGAUAAAUUAUUCGGAACAGACACUUAUACAAAGACAUUUAGUGGAUCUCCAAUGGUAUUUGGAGCAUUUCCAUCACUUCAUUCUGGAUGUGCGAUAAUCCAAGCAUUGUUUAUUUCACACGUUAUUCCAAAGUCUAAACCGUUUGGCUUUGCUUAUGUCAUGUGGAUAUGGUGGGCUUGUAUGUAUUUAACUCACCAUUACAUGGUUGAUUUAGUUGGUGGUGGUUUUUAUGCUGUCGUUGCAUUUUGGUGUGCAUGGGAUUAUUUACCUUCUGUGAACAAACAUUGUAGGAAUCGUUGGGAUUAUAUCAAAGAAAAGAAUAGUGUUUUAUUAACUACUGAUAAUAUUAAUGAUAAUGAUAAUUUACUAUUUGAUUCAUCUAAAUUUAAUAAUAACGAUGAAUAUGAAAUAGAAAUAGCAACUACUAUUAGCGAAGGGACUGAUUUAGCUGCUUUAACAAAUAGUGAAAGUUCAUCUAAAAGUAAUACUUCAAUAGAUACAAUAGGUCAAUCUUUUCAUGAGAUAAAACUUCAUUCUUCUAAUUUAUAAUAAAUAAUAAUAAUUGUAUUUCUAUGUAUGUAUAAAUAUAUAUUGAAAAAAAAUUAAAUAAAUAAAUAAA